This is a messenger RNA of Aspergillus calidoustus, 2493 nucleotides long. The record is from the annotation of a GenBank genome assembly. NCBI's taxonomy places the organism in Eukaryota, Fungi, Ascomycota, Eurotiomycetes, Eurotiales, Aspergillaceae.
AUGACUCAAUCGUUCGAUAUAGACUAUGUCCUGGCGAAUAUCAGCGACCAGGAUAAGAUCGCUUUACUCUCAGGAAUCGACUUCUGGCACACGCAUCCCAUUCCAGAGUUCAAUGUGCCCUCGGUGCGAGUAACGGAUGGCCCAAACGGAAUCAGAGGCACGAAAUUCUUUGCAGGUAUACCGGCUGCUUGCCUCCCAUGCGGGACAGCGCUGGGUGCGAUCUGGGAUCGGGACUUGCUGCGACGCGCGGGACAACUGCUUGGAGAUGAGUGCAUAGCAAAGGGCGCACACUGCUGGCUUGGCCCAACAGUCAACAUGCAAAGAUCUCCGCUCGGAGGCCGUGGCUUUGAGUCAUUCUCCGAGGACCCAUACCUGGCAGGCGUGGCUGCGGCCUCGAUGAUCACAGGCUGCGAGAGCAAGGGUGUUAUUGCUACGGUGAAACACUUUGUUGGCAACGACCAGGAGCACGAGCGCCGUGCCGUCGAUGUGAUUGUGACACCACGCGCCUUCCGCGAGAUUUACCUUCGUCCGUUCCAGAUUGUUGCACGCGAUGCGAACCCCGGUGCGCUGAUGACCUCGUACAAUAAGAUCAAUGGGAAGCAUGUCGUCGAGAAUCCGGAGAUUUAUGACUUGAUACGCAAGGAGUGGGGUUGGGAUCCGUUGUUCAUGAGCGACUGGUAUGGCACAUACACCACAAUUGACUCAACAAAUGCGGGACUAGACCUGGAGAUGCCUGGGGUGUCGAGGUAUAGAGGGAAGUAUAUCGAGUCCGCAAUGCAGGCACGACUCAUCAAGCAGUCCACUCUCGAUGCACGAGCCCGCAAGGUGUUGGAGUUUGUGCAGCGAGCAAGCCGGACUAAGGUCUCGGAGGUUGAAGAAGGACGCGACCACCCAGAGGACCGCGAGCUUAACCGCACUCUCUGUGCUAACAGCAUCGUGUUGCUGAAGAACGAAGGGAACCUCCUUCCACUUCCAAAGAACACAAAGAAAAUCGCGCUCAUCGGAUCUCAUGUCAAGACGCCGGCAAUCUCGGGCGGUGGUAGCGCUUCUCUGAAGCCAUACUAUGCCGUAUCGCUGUAUGAUGCGGUACGAGAAGCUGUCCCCAACGCAGAGUUGGUGUAUGAGACUGGGGCAUAUGCACACAAUAUGCUUCCAGUGAUUGAUCGUCUGCUGAGCAAUGCACUCAUUCACUUUUACAAUGAGCCGAUGACCAAGCCAGACCGUAAGCGUCUUGGAACGGAGCCCGUGCCGACUACGGCCUUCCAGUUCAUGGACUACAAGCUUGCCGGUCUCAACCGAGCACUCUUCUGGGCCACUUUGAUUGGCGAUUUCACUCCCGAUGCGACCGGCAUCUGGGACUUUGGACUUACUGUGUUUGGCACGGCCAAUUUGUACAUCGAUGACGAGUUGAUCAUUGAUAACACCACUAACCAGACAAAGGGCACGGCCUUCUUCGGGAAAGGGACAAUUGAGGAAACUGGCUCGAAGGCGCUGGUCGCGGGGCGGACAUACAAGAUCCGGAUUGAGUUCGGUUCGGGCAAUACAGCCACGAUGAAGACCACAGGGAUGGUGAACUUUGGGGGCGGCGCCGCGAAUCUUGGCGCAUCUCUGCGCAUGGACCCCGAAGAGAUGGUUGAUCGAGCUGUGAAGGCUGCUGUAGACGCCGACUACGCCAUUAUCUGCACUGGACUGAACCAGGACUGGGAGUCGGAGGGAUUCGAUCGCUCCCAUAUGGACCUCCCACCCGGAAUCGACAGAAUGAUCACCCAGGUGUUGAAAGUAGCCGGGGACAAAACAGUCGUUGUCAACCAAUCCGGAACUCCUGUCACUAUGCCUUGGGUGGACCGGGCGAAGUCAAUCGUGCAGGCAUGGUAUGGAGGUAAUGAGACGGGACACGGAAUAGCUGAUGUGGUAUUCGGCGAUCUCAACCCUUGCGGUAAGCUCUCGCUGUCGUGGCCUAUCGACGUGAAACACAAUCCCGCGUACCUGAAUUAUGCAAGCGUUGGCGGUCGGGUGCUAUACGGUGAGGACAUCUACGUCGGGUACCGGUUCUAUGAGAAGACCGGCCGUGAAGUUCUGUUUCCUUUCGGUCAUGGCCUCUCGUACACGACGUUCGCGGUGUCCCCCGAAGUAUCCGUUUCGCCUAAUACAUUCGCACCAGAGAGCCCUCCCACUGCAACAGUGCGGAUCAAGAACACCGGCAAGGUUCCGGGCGCGCAGGUGCUGCAGCUGUACAUCGCCGCUCCCAACAGCCCUACAGCGCGCCCGCAAAAAGAGCUGCAAGGGUUCGAAAAGGUGUUCCUGCAGGCAGGAGAGGAAAAGAUCGUGGAUAUCAAGCUGGACAAAUAUGCCACAAGUUUCUGGGAUGAAAUCGAGGAAAUGUGGAAAAGCGAAGCAGGCGUAUACGAGGUGCUGGUUGGGACAUCAAGCGAGGAUAUUGUCGCUCGUGGCCAGUUCCGAGUCGACCAGACGCGGUACUGGCGGGGCCUUUAG